This is a messenger RNA of Pochonia chlamydosporia 170, 1035 nucleotides long. RefSeq names its product potassium channel regulatory factor. Gene Ontology annotation, cellular component: U4/U6 x U5 tri-snRNP complex; U5 snRNP; U2-type post-spliceosomal complex. Bases 1 to 1035 code for a protein of 344 amino acids. The record is from RefSeq and is a predicted model, not a curated record. The transcript has 2 exons. Lineage: Eukaryota; Fungi; Ascomycota; Sordariomycetes; Hypocreales; Clavicipitaceae. Gene Ontology annotation, biological process: RNA splicing; generation of catalytic spliceosome for second transesterification step.
AUGGACUUCGCGUCCCUCAUGAACAAGGAGCUCUCCAAGGCCAAAACCCCCGCCGACUCAUCCAAAAAGUACCUAAAACGAUCCGAAAUCGAAGAAGAGCGCAAAAAAGCAUACCUAGCGGAACAAAAAGCCGCUGAAGAAGAGCGCCAAGCCAAAGCAGCAGCCAAGCGGAAACGAGAGGAAGAAGCCGCCGCCGAGAAUGCGGCGCGAGAAGAGAAACGGCGCAAACUAGCAGAGGAGUCAAAGAAGCUACGAGAAGAAAAAGAAGAAGAGGAAGAGCGAGCUAGAAGGAAGAGGCUGGGUCUUCCGGAGCUGGUGAAAAAGAAGGAGGAAGAGGAGGGGGAUGCGGUUGACGACGAUGACAUUCCGGAGGACGAAUUGAGAGAGAAGCUGAGAGAGCUGGGACACCCGGUUAUGUUGUUUGGAGAGUCGCACGGCGCAAAGUUAAGGCGGUAUAGGAAGUUGACGACAGUGAUGAGUAGUGGUCCUAUACCUACGACGUUGGAGUUGGUGGAGGAGAAGGACAUGAAGGUUGGUGGGACGGUGCCCGUGGAGAAGGGCGAGAGGAAGUGGCUGUUUAGACAGCUCGCGAGUUAUUUUACCAUGGUCCUUACGGAGUAUCAGAGGGCUAUGGAGGAGGAGAAGAGUGAGACGAGUGCCGGGAAGACGGCGUAUAGUGCCAUGGUGCAGACAAGAGACAAUUUGAAGCCGCUGUUUCGCAAAUUCGAAUCCAACGAUGUGGACGACUCCCUUCUUGAACCGGUAGUGCAAAUCGUGAAAGCGCUCCAAGAAAGGCGGUAUGUCGACGCCAACGAUGACUACCUGCGUUUGAGUAUUGGCAAAGCCGCCUGGCCGAUUGGUGUGACCAUGGUUGGUAUCCACGAGAGAAGUGCUCGCGAGAAACUUCAUGACGGCGAAAAGGGCCACGUCAUGGGUGAUGAGGUUACGCGCAAGAUUUUACAGAGCAUCAAGCGGUGUCUUACUUUUGCCCAGGUGAGGUGGCCGCCGACAGAUUUGAGGCAGUUGAUGGGUUAG